Messenger RNA from Chanos chanos (milkfish), 1161 nucleotides. It is a transcript of the gene hus1, whose product is annotated as HUS1 checkpoint clamp component. NCBI's taxonomy places the organism in Eukaryota, Metazoa, Chordata, Actinopteri, Gonorynchiformes, Chanidae. The record is from RefSeq and is a predicted model, not a curated record. Gene Ontology annotation, biological process: nucleotide-excision repair; mitotic intra-S DNA damage checkpoint signaling; mitotic DNA replication checkpoint signaling. Gene Ontology annotation, cellular component: checkpoint clamp complex; nucleolus; site of double-strand break. The transcript is spliced from 8 exons. The coding region runs from base 1 to 840 and encodes 279 amino acids.
AUGAAGUUCCGAGCAAAAAUGAUUGACGUUGGAUGUCUCAACCAUUUUACACGCGUCGUAAACACAAUUGCCAAACUGACAAAAUCUUGUGUCUUAAGACUGACCGCAGACAAUCUGUACUUCGUGCUCUCUGGCAAAGUCGCAAGCGGAGGAGUCAGCAUGUGGUGUGAAUUAUUACAGGUUAAUUUCUUCGACGAGUAUCAACUGGAGGGCGUGUCGGCUGAGGCUAAUGAGAUCUGUCUGGAGGUAUCGCCAGAAAACCUGUCCCGCGCUUUAAAGACAGCCCAGAACGCGAAGUCUGUCAAAGUCAAAUUAACCAAGAAGCACUGCCCGUGCCUCACCCUGGCUGCCGAGCUGCCCUCUCUGUCCAGUAUCAGCCGUGCGGUCACCCACGACAUUCCCGUGGAUGUCAUACCCAGACGGCUGUGGCAUGACUUUAAAGAGCCCAGCAUGCCUGACUUUGAUGUCAGUAUAUAUUUGCCCCCUCUGAAGACAAUUAAGAAUGUAGUGGACAGGAUGAAGAAUCUUUCCCACUAUCUGGUUAUGGAGGCUAACCUAAAUGGUGAGAUGAAUCUGAAGAUUGAAACAGACCUAGUGUCUGUAACCACACAUUUCAAAGACCUUGGGAACCCUCCGUGGGGUGAUGAUGCAUCUCAGAGUAGGGAUCCUGAAGAGAUGGCAUAUGCUCGUGUAGACAUACGGAAACUCCAGCAGUUUCUCAUAGGACAGCAGGUCAACCCCAGCAAGGCCAUGUGCAAUAUUGUUCACAAAAAGAUACUUCACCUGAUAUUACUGCAUGAAGAUGUGUCUCUUCAGUAUUUCAUCCCUGCAGUGGCAUGACCCUGUCUCUGCUCUACUGGAGUUAAAGAGGAGAAGAGGGCAAAGGGCAGGCGCAAACUGUCAAACCCAGCAGACUGAUUGUUUUUCUCCAUCAGGGAUCAUUACUGUGGCGUGGAGAGCUCCAGACCUGUGUGGUCUGCUUUAAGGGCUGUGUCCCUUGAAUUCAUUUGUUCUGAAAUGGAAUGAAGUCCACAGGUUGUUCCCAAAUGAAUAUGUUUUUGAUUGUUUUCCACAGUGAUUAUGUGUAUGUUAUCCUCCCAGUGUAUUACAGAUUUUAUCUGAAGUAUGACAAAGCCUCCAAGAUUAAAGGCUCUUAGAACU